UAAAAAUUACCACAGUGUUCGUCUUUGCGAGCAAACAUGCUUUGGACAAUGCUUCAACUAAAGUAUUUGAUAUAUCUGAAUAUCUGUCUGAUACCAUGCGACUCAAAUGAGAUCGCUUGAACUCAGCAUCGCCGCAGCUAAUUCGAUUGACGAUUGGUCUUCACUUCGGCGGGUAAUACUUUUCCACUAAACCCGAUACUAUAUUUUAAUUUGGUUUGACCAUAAUCGACUACCAGUUUUCCCCAACUCUGUUCUCUCGUUAACCGAAAAACCCACUCCAAAAAAUGUCAGUAAAAGGAAAUUUCUUAGACUCUUCCCCUUCAAAAUGCUGAAAAGGAGCGAAAGAGAACAUCCAGAACAGAAGUUGAACAAAUGGGUAUUUGCAAAGUUUUUCUCGAGCUCUUAGCAAGUAUCUUAACUGUGCUCUGUUGGCCUUCAUACGCUUUAAUUUAUCCCUUAUAUGUUUCAAUUCGGACGGUAGAGAAUAAUUCCUCCUUCAAAAAUCAGCAAUGUCUGACAUACUGGGUUCUCUUUGCUUUGAUAACAAUGGUGGAGCUGACGCUUGGGAAGUUUUUGAAUUGGUUUCCCUUUUGGCCCUGUGCAAAGGGUGUUGCCACCAUAUUGCUGGUCACACCUUACUUUGGUGGUGCUUCUUAUGUCUUCAAGCAUUUAAUCAGACCUUAUUUUAGUGAGAAAAUAUGGAACAUCCUGUUCUUCCCGAAGAAGAAGGACAUUGUAUCCGAAGCACAGAAUGGCAUCCUUGAUGAUGCUGAUACAAACAGACUCAAGAAUGGGCCAAAAUUGGAGGAACUAAUUAUCAAUGGCGAGGGAAAUUUUGAUCGCAGUUCUGACAAUAAAGAGGUGAAUUCUACUUGGUUAACCCAUCCAAAGAGAGUUCAAAAGGAAUGGAGCUGUGUACUUUGUCUGGUAAGUGCUUCAAGUGAAAAAUGUUUAAAGAAACACCUUCAAGGGAAGAAACACAAAACCAAGGAAGAUGAGCUCAGAGCAGAUGCACUGGCAUUGAGGGCCACUUGUAAGUUAUCUUCAGUGCCAAAGAAAGCUGGGAGGGUUGUUUUACUCAGAAACCUGAACUUUGAAAGCCUUCUAAAUCCUGUCACCAGCUCAAUUACAUGGUGUAGAUGGAAGAAGCCAGAGAUAGGAUGCAUAAAAUUAAACACAGAUGGAUCCGUAGUUCCAGAAAAUGCAGGUUUUGGUGGUUUGCUUCGCGAUUAUAAGGGUGAUCCAUUAUGUGCUUUUGUCUCUAAAGCUCCUCAAGAUGAUAUUUUCUUGGUUGAACUAUGGGCAAUUUGGAGGGGUCUUGUUCUUGCUUCAGGUUUAGGUAUUAAAGUAAUAUGGGUUGAAUCUGAUUCAAUGAGCGUUGUGAGAACCAUUAAUCGAGAGCAGUUUCAUGGUGCAAAGUGUAGUCGCUGUUUGAAGCAAAUCUGGAAGCUUCUAACUAUGUUUGACAAUUAUAGGGUUACUCAUUCAUGGCGGGAAACUAAUAAAGCAGCUGAUCAUCUUUCAAGGAUGGUUCUCAGGGAAAGUGAUGCGGUCUUGUGGCCUGUUGACUUUCCUGAUAGCCUUAACAACAUUAUCCAGGAUGAUGCAAGGGGCAAGAUUUACUUUAGACGUUAACAUCUGAUAUUGACUUUAUAACCAAAAGAAGGGAAAAAAUAUGAAGAUGAUUGAGGCCGUUCAGCAUUUGUGUAGGGUAGUAAUUAGAACACGUGGUGUUGUAUAAGAUUUCUUAGAUGGUUCGGGCAUGCAUUUGGAAUAUAGGAUUUAAACUCUGGUGAGUUUUUAAACUCCAGGAAGACCUUUACCUUGUGAGAUGACUGACUGCGUAGGUGCCUGUGGCAACUCGUGAUCAGGAACUAUGAAAACUUGCACAUUUCAACCAGAGGCAGUAAGGCACCCAUUUGAAGUCUGAAGUUCUUACUAUCAUGGAAAUCACAGUCGGGCCCGAGUUCCUGGUCUUGUACGUUUCGUUAAUUUGUCUUGUACAUUCUCCUUGACCAAUAUGAACCCUUUCAUAUGUAUAUUGGUGGCUUCAUGACAUAAUAACAUACUUCUUUAGAAAAGUAAGCAUUCUUUUGUUAAGGAAAGGUAGGUUUUUAUUUAUAAAUUUAACAUUCACAUUAUAUAUUCGUGACAUUUAAUCUCAUUCAA
Molecule: messenger RNA, 2169 nt
Organism: Theobroma cacao (cacao)
Lineage: Eukaryota; Viridiplantae; Streptophyta; Magnoliopsida; Malvales; Malvaceae
Molecular function (GO): nucleic acid binding; zinc ion binding; RNA-DNA hybrid ribonuclease activity
Source: RefSeq, a predicted model, not a curated record